AAUUAAAUGUAAAGCAGAGGAGCCAAUUAGAAAUCAUAGCGUGGCAAUUUCAAAAUCUUGAAGAUGAUGGUGUCGAAAUUGGGUCCGAUCAAAUAGCGAAAAAGCAGCCAAUUCUACUCGAUGCUGAGUCAACUCUAACAUCUGUCAUCUCCCUUUCCUUUCGUCUGCGUUCAAAACUUUGCUUUUAGAAGGAUUUUGGAGUGAUUUGACUCGCGAAAUUGAAGAGUAGUUUCCUUUUCUCCAAAAAAAAGCCCCCCUCUUGUUCUCUGCUUCGUUUAUUUUAAUUCUGAGCUUUAAUUUCAGCAAUGAUUAUGGAAGGCGACAAAAUGGAGACGGGAUUAGAAAGGGAAUGGAGCCAUGUGGGCUGCUCGCGCUUUCUUAAAUAAGACCCAUUUGAUUUUCCAAUUCUAAUUGCCGUUUCUCUCCAAUUUUGUUUCAGGAUCAUCAAACCCCUCGUUCGCUGUCUUUUUGAGUAAUGGUCCUGAAAUUCUCUUUUGUUUUGUUGCUCCUUUUUUGGGAAGAGUCUCAAAUCGUCGCCAUUUAAAGGAUAUAAUCUGGCAGAGGAUACUGCUACUGCUUUUACCCCCUUUUUUUUAUCUCUCUCUUUCUUAGUUUUUGCCUUUUCCCAAUUUUUCUUUUCGACUUAUAUUAAGAAAAACUGCGAUUGUGAAUGGAAGAAAGUAAUUCAAAAAGCAAAUUCAAGAGGGUUUGCGUCUUCUGCGGCAGCAACUCCGGCCAUAGAAAAGUCUUCAGUGAUGCUGCUCUUGAUUUGGGAAAUGAACUGUGGUGUGGAUUACAGGUGGAGAGGAAGAUUGAUUUGGUAUACGGUGGGGGAAGUGUUGGGUUAAUGGGCUUGGUAUCCAAGACUGUAUAUGAUGGAGGCUGCCAUGUUCUCGGGAUCAUUCCAAAAGCUCUGAUGCCUCAUGAGAUUUCUGGUCAAUCUGUUGGGGAGGUAAGAACAGUUUUGGACAUGCAUGAGCGUAAAGCUGCAAUGGCUCGAGAAUCAGAUGCUUUUAUUGCUCUUCCUGGAGGGUAUGGGACAAUGGAGGAGCUGUUGGAAAUGAUAACGUGGGCCCAACUUGGUAUCCACAAGAAACCGGUUGGCCUACUGAAUGUUGAUGGUUACUACAACUCUUUGUUGGCACUAUUUGAUAAUGGUGUUGUAGAAGGUUUCAUCAAGCCUGGUGCUCGAGAAAUAGUGAUAUCUGCUCCAACAGCACAGGAACUCAUGAAAAAAAUGGAGGAACACACUCCUUUCGGUGAACAUGUCGCUCCCUGUGAAAGCUGGGAAAUAGAGCACCUCGGCGAUUAUCCGAGCCAAGAAAAUAAGCCAUGA
Molecule: messenger RNA, 1336 nt
Organism: Momordica charantia (bitter melon)
Lineage: Eukaryota; Viridiplantae; Streptophyta; Magnoliopsida; Cucurbitales; Cucurbitaceae
Gene: LOG8
Product: Putative lysine decarboxylase family protein
Biological process (GO): cytokinin biosynthetic process
Cellular component (GO): cytosol; nucleus
Molecular function (GO): hydrolase activity, hydrolyzing N-glycosyl compounds
Source: RefSeq, a predicted model, not a curated record